This is a messenger RNA of Cuscuta europaea, 627 nucleotides long. The record is from the annotation of a GenBank genome assembly. Lineage: Eukaryota; Viridiplantae; Streptophyta; Magnoliopsida; Solanales; Convolvulaceae.
GUCAGAGUCAGCAUGGAAAGGUAUAGCUGGUCGUUCUUUUGGGACAAUAUAUAAUGAGGAAUUCUGGAAGAGGAAGGAGGAAGAAUAUAAGAGAUCAGAAAGAAAUAUUCUGUCACCCAUAUCUAAUGAGAAAUUAUGGAAGAAGAAGGAGGAAGAACUCAAAGAGAGUGGACAAAGUUAAAGAAGUUGCUUCCCGACCAGAAUCAAGAUAACAAAGGUGUGGGGCACACAGAACCAUUUACAGAUGAAGAGAAAAAGGUAAGUUUGAGAUCGCUAUUUGAGCAGUCAUAUGUUAGCAAAAAACCAUAUACGGAUAAAGACACAAAGCACAUUCCUUUUCAUGGCCUUGAGGCGAAGGUAAACAAGUUGCUCCCAACCAGAAUCAAGAUAACGAAGAUGCGCGGCACACAGAACCAUAUACAGAUGAAGAAGAAAAUCUAUUUUUUUCUGGAAUAUAUUAUCACAUCAGCCAUGGGAAAUUUUUUCAUGCACGACCUAUCACUAAAAGCAUUUGAUUUUCUAACCUAUUGUCUAUGUUACUUUGAGAUCGCUACUCGAGCACUCGCAUGUUACCGCUGAACCAUAUACAGAUGAUGAAUCAAAGGUAUUUUGCUUCUUGAAUAUAUG